Messenger RNA from Tuber aestivum (summer truffle), 2128 nucleotides. The record is from the annotation of a GenBank genome assembly. NCBI's taxonomy places the organism in Eukaryota, Fungi, Ascomycota, Pezizomycetes, Pezizales, Tuberaceae.
UCUUUCCACCCCGCUGUCGAAAAGCAUAGCUCACAAGUCCCGGAAGCCACAAGGACUAUCCACCUCAAAGCUGAGCGCCGAUUUUUGCCCAUCCUUGGCUACCGCUGCUAAAAGAUAGCGAGCUAUCAUAGCUACACUCUUACACUUUUCCUCUCGAGCGAACAACAUUCGUGAAAAAAGAAAUGGCAGAGCCCUUCUCCAUAGCUGCCAGCGGUUUGGCCGUCAUUCACCUCGGUGUGAAAGUUUACCAGCUUUGCUAUGAGUACUGCGAAGUAGUCAAAGAGAGCCAACAAGAUUUCAAGAAACUAGGAGACGAAAUCAAGAGUAUUGACAAACAGCUGAACGAGAUACAGAGCCUUGCUGUGCAGGGCGAUAGGAAAAACCCGCGAUAUCCCGAGCUCCUUGAAUGGACGAAGAACGAUAGUUUGAAAGGCUAUCAGGCUGCCCUGGAGGAGCUGAAGGACAAGUUAGAUGUCCCGGGAUGGAGGAAAGCCUCCAGGAAAUUACUUUGGCCAGUUCAUAAGCCAAAAAUGGAGCGUUACCUAGGCUUAGUUGCGGAGCAGAGAUCAAAGCUUCAAGUGUUGUUAGAAACCGCCACUAUGUAGGUUAUUCAUUCCUCGGUGCCCUGAGAAUCUAACUUCUCCACUUCCUCUUCUCUCUUGUCUUUUUUGUUUUUUUGCCAGUUACCGGGCUAACGGGUUGUAUAGGAAGACGGUAGCAAUGAUGUCGCAAAAACAAGAUGGUACUUGGUCACAUUAUCCCUAACCCUACUAAUUAUUUUGUGUACUAAUAUCCGACAUUACUAAAACUACAGAGGGAGAGUUCCGAGAAGUACAGAGAGAGUUCCGAGAAGUACAGAGAGAGUUCCGCGAAGUGCAGAGAUGGCUUAAUGUCGUUGAUCCUGCCACAAAUUUUUCAUCUGCACUUGCCGUUCGCGAACCCGGUACGGGGAAUUGGCUGCUGGAGGCACCUGAUUAUAAGAACUGGAAGGGAGGUAGUGGGGGCGUUUUCUGGCUUCAUGGAAUGCGUGAGUCUAUGGAUGAGUGAAAUCUUAUGCUCCAGGAAAUGUCACUAACAUUUGUGUCUUGUAGCUGGAUGUGGCAAGAGCGUCCUAAGGUGCGAGCCUAAUCGCAUGUGCGAAGGUGCAAUAUAACUUCUUUUACUAACUAGCACUUUAGCGCUACCGUCAUUGAAGAUAUCCAAAGCCUAUGCAGCAUGAGCGACGAUUGUGCAUUAGCCUAUUUUUACUUUACUUUCAGUGACUCGCAGAAGCAAAAUUUGGCCAAUAUGCUCCUAUCUCUCAUUGGCCAACUACUCCGAGCGCCUUCCGACCCGGUUUUACCCGAUGAGAUCAUGAAAUUGUAUCACAACUCCAAGGCGAUUGGGACGUCACCAAAUAUAAAAGAUCUGCAAACCGUAUUUUCAUGCAUCGCGAAGCUUUCCAAAAAGGCCUUCAUUAUUUUAGACGCCGUGGACGAAUUCCCCAAGGAGACACGGGGGAGUGUCCUAUCUUGGAUUAGCGAGCUUAGGGCGAAUCACAAUGCACAAUCCUUGUCCAUUCUCGUCACUAGCCGUCCCGAGACAGAUAUAGUGAGAUCCCUAGAACCAGUUACCGCUUUUGCAAUAUCCCUGCAAUCCGAAAUUAUCGAUGCAGAUAUCCGCGCAUAUAUACAGAAUUCUUUAGACGGCAAGGAUGGCUUCAAGAAAUUUACCAAGGAAAUUAGGAGUGAGAUAGAGGACACACUCGUUUCUCGUGCACAAGGAAUGUAUGUUAUACUCAAUUUUCCAGUCUUUAACUUAGGCUGAUACAAGGUUGGAUAUGUGAAGGUUCCGAUGGGUAGAUUGCCUUUUACGAAUUCUCCAGGAAUGCAUAACGCCAAAGGCUGUUAGAGGCGCCUUGAAUGGACUGCCGAAAGACUUAGAUUCUGUCUACUUAAGGAUCCUUGAGAGCAUUCAUGAGACACAGAGGGAAUACAUUCAGCGUGCGAUGCAUUGGCUCUCAUUUUCGGCGGAACCAUUGACCUUAGGCCAACUUGCGGAGGCAGUUGUGAUCGAAUACGACGUCAACAAGUAUGGCGAAGAUCCAGAAGCUCUUUUUGAGAUAGAGUCCCUCAUGAGCAUUUGCCCA